Penicillium cataractarum is the source of this 1725-nucleotide messenger RNA. Its product is annotated as Aconitase/3-isopropylmalate dehydratase large subunit alpha/beta/alpha subdomain 1/3. The transcript has 2 exons. The coding region runs from base 1 to 1725 and encodes 574 amino acids. NCBI's taxonomy places the organism in Eukaryota, Fungi, Ascomycota, Eurotiomycetes, Eurotiales, Aspergillaceae. The record is from RefSeq and is a predicted model, not a curated record.
AUGGAGGAGUCCAUUGAAGCACGUGUAUUUAUUCCUGGUGUUGCAGAAGGGAAUCUCAUUGGGAGCAAUGUCGCCCUCAGCUUCUGGGGAGGCGUAGACCCCCAGACUGGCACAGUCAUCGACACUCAUCACCCGCUCGUGGGCAAAUCGGUGGCCGGCAAAGUCUUAGCGAUUCCAAGUGGCCGAGGCUCUUGUACGGGUAGUGGAGUCAUUCUUGAGCUUCUGCUGAAUGGCAGUCAGCCUUCUGCAUUGAUCUUUGCUCGAGAGGAAAUGAUUCUGACCAUUGGCGUGCUUAUCGCGGAAGAGAUGUUUCAGAGGUGCAUCCCAGUCCUGCAGGUCUCCAGCUCAUCUUUUCAGAAGUUAUUGCAGUUAAAGUAUGUCAGAAUAUCUGGAACUCAAAUAUCUGGAGGAAAGAAGCUAUCCGACUCCAUGUCAUCCAGCUCUUUAUUCGGUUCAACUCUUUACCAGCCCGAUUUCUCUGCAAUCCAACUAUCCCCUUUGGACCGUGAACUACUCGACGGAUCUUACGGGAAGGCAGCGCAGGUCGCAAUGCGAGUCAUUCUCCGUACAGCGAAUAUACAAGGCGUGACGGAAUUGAUCGAUGUCAAACAAGCCCACAUCGACUGCUGUAUCUACACCGGCCCAGCAACAUUGGAGUUCGCCCAGACACUCUGUCGAUGGGGAGCUAAAGUGCGGAUCCCCACGUCCCUCAACUCGAUUUCCAUUGAUAGGAGACUAUGGCGCUCGCAGGGAGUUGAUCCCUCAUUGGGCGAGCCCUCUGAGAAACUGGCCCAGGCUUAUCUUGAGAUGGGAGCUCGACCAACAUUUACAUGUGCUCCCUAUCUUUUAGAUACCGCGCCAAAACCCGGUGAUAAUAUUAUGUGGGCCGAGUCUAAUGCGGUGGUAUUUGCCAACAGCGUCCUCGGAGCGAGGACGAUAAAGUGCCCAGAUUAUCUGGACGUCUGCGUUGCCUUAACUGGGCGGUCUUUGAAUACCGGGUGUCACUUGACGGAGAACCGUAAGGCUCGACUUGAGAUUCACUUGGAUCUUGCUGUCGACGCUGAGGACUCUCUAUUUGCACUUCUGGGAUACCUUGCAGGGGAUAUUGCUGCUGAUUCCGUACCGAUCAUCACGGGGUUGGAAAAGAAGCUUGUUUCUACGGAGGACUUGAAAGCCUUUGGCGCUGCAUUCGCGACAACCUCCAGUGCUCCAAUGUUCCAUAUUGCGGGGGUUACCAUCGAAGCUCGAAGUACAGAGGAUAUCGAGGCCCAUCUGAAAGUCACGACAAAAGUCACAUUAUCACGAUCCGACCUUGCAAAGCAAUGGGAGCGAUUCAACGUCUACGCAGAGGGAGAGCAAUGCACUCAGAUAGACUUGGUCUCCCUCGGAAACCCACACUUCUCAUAUGAGGAGCUCGUGACCUUGGCGCACCUUUGCUCUCAACGUGAGAAGAGCGAACAUACCGUCCUAGUAGUAACUUGCAACCGCGACACCUACAGUCGAGCUGCUAAGGAUGGAUUAAUCACUACACUCGAGGCAUUCGGAGCUCAAAUUGUAACCGAUACCUGUUGGUGCAUGAUGCAAGAGCCAAUCAUCCCAUUGGAUUCUAAAACUAUAAUGACCAACUCUGCAAAGUAUGCUCAUUACGGGAAAGGGCUGACGGGCCGGCAGAUUCGGUUCGGGGGUUGGCACAGUGCGUGGAGGCUGCUUGCUCGGGACGGGUGA